AUGGAUUCUCUCCGAGCCGUCUUCGUUGCCGCUCUCGCAACAGUAGCCAUCAUCCCCUCCACGCUCGCCCUCCCGACAGACCCAGAACCCGGACCCGCGACGGGCGGAAGCACAUUCAGCAUACCGCAAGUGAGGAACGAGAACUUCCAGCAGCAGGAUGGGCUCAACGCGCUGCUGCGGGCGUACGCGAAAUACAACGCCCCACUGACCCCCCAGCUGCAAACCGCCGUCCGGAUCAACAGCGCCCAGAAGAGCGGGAAGAAGAGAGGGAACGUGUCCGGGUCAGUGUCCGCCCGGCCGCCCCGGGACUACGACUACGAGUACAUCACGCCCAUCACGAUCGGCACUCCGCCGCAGAAGCUCAACGUGGUCAUCGACACAGGAUCCGCAGACUUCUGGGUCCUCUCCUCCGACACCUCCAAAACCGGCCUCUCCGGCCAGCCCAUCUACCGCCCGGCCAGCUCAACAACCAGCAAAGUCCAACAAGGCCAGACCUGGUCAAUAACCUACGGCGACGGCUCGGGCGCCUCGGGCACAACCUACACCGACGUCGUCUCCCUGGGCUCCCCCGCCGUGCGCGCCGCCGCCCAGUCCGUCCAGUCGGCGCACAAGGUCUCCGCCGGCCUAGCCGCCGACGCCGACAUCUCGGGCCUGAUGGGGCUUGGCAUGUCGUCUGGCAACACGGUUCGCCCUGCCCGCCAGAACACCUUCAUGGACACCAUCAAGGCGGACCUGAAGGCGCCGCUGUUCGCGGCGGACCUGCGCACCGCGGUCGGCGCCGGCGCCGACGGCGGGGCCGCGGGCAAGUACGACUUCGGGUUCGUGGACGCCGGUGCGUACGAGGGGACCAUGCAGUACGUGCCGGUCAACAAGUCGAGCGUGUACUGGGCCUUCUCGCCGUCGGGGUACGCCGUCGGCAAGGCGGCGUACGUGGCGACGCCGUGGAAGGUCAUCGCCGAUACGGGGACGUCGCUGCUGUUGCUGCCGGAUGCCAUGGUGAAGGCCUACUAUGCUGCCGUCAAGGGGGCGGGGCCUGAUAAGGGGGCCGGGGGGUGGGUGUUCCCAUGCAACGAGGUGUUGCCGGAUUGGACGUUUGGGAUCGGGUAUUAUAGGGGGGUGGUGCCGGGGCGGUAUAUGAACUACCAUGCGGUGAACUCGACGCAUUGCUUUGGCGGGAUACAAGGCUCUGAUAAUAUCGGGUUCAGUAUAUUCGGGGAUGUUUUGCUCAAGGCGCAGUUCGUCGUGUUUGAUCUGGGCAACUUGAGGCUGGGGUGGGCGAAUAAGAAGUUGUCCGCCUGA
Molecule: messenger RNA, 1299 nt
Organism: Phialemonium atrogriseum
Lineage: Eukaryota; Fungi; Ascomycota; Sordariomycetes; Cephalothecales; Cephalothecaceae
Product: aspartic peptidase domain-containing protein
Exons: 2
Coding region: 1-1299 (432 amino acids)
Biological process (GO): proteolysis
Molecular function (GO): aspartic-type endopeptidase activity
Source: RefSeq, a predicted model, not a curated record